This is a messenger RNA of Cyclocybe aegerita, 417 nucleotides long. The record is from the annotation of a GenBank genome assembly. Lineage: Eukaryota; Fungi; Basidiomycota; Agaricomycetes; Agaricales; Hemipholiotaceae.
AUGAACCUCUACCUUCAAUCAACCUUCGACUCACCCUUCAACGGGACUUACGUCGACAACCAAGGCCAGCCCGUCUACCGCGUAGACACGCCGCUCGCGCUGACCGGGCGCACAGCUACUAUCGAGAAGGCAAUCUGGACGGCCAACUCCACCACGCAAGCUGGAACUGGCCAGGCAGGGAUGGUGUACACGAAGCUCGCAGAGAUCGAGUUCCACCGCCUGCGCUCGAGCCGUUUGAGGUUCCAGGGAAGGGAUUGGAGGGAUGAUGAAAUUUUUAUGAAAGGAAGCCUCGGGUCGGUAUUACUGAAUUAUGGAAGGAAUCAUAUUUUCAUGGGCCCUGUCAUGAUGGGGUCGAAUAUUCGUGGAAGUUGGGGAAACAGGGGUCUGAGCGUUGGAUCCCUGGCUGAGCGGCUGUGA